This is a messenger RNA of Angiostrongylus costaricensis, 207 nucleotides long. The record is from the annotation of a GenBank genome assembly. NCBI's taxonomy places the organism in Eukaryota, Metazoa, Nematoda, Chromadorea, Rhabditida, Metastrongylidae.
AUGGACGGUGAUCCACAAUUGGCGCGAUUUCUUCAGCAGCUCCAAUCUGAAACACAGAGACAGAAGUUCACGGAACAGGUGCAUACGUUAACUGGUCGGUGCUGGGAUAUAUGUUUUGCGGAUUAUCGUCCACCAAGCAAGCUCGAUGGAAAGACUUCUACAUGUCUUCAGGUUUACACUUUGUUAGAAAAAUGUUGCGAGCUUUAA